This is a messenger RNA of Zerene cesonia (dogface butterfly), 7597 nucleotides long. RefSeq names its product phospholipid-transporting ATPase ABCA1-like. The transcript is spliced from 32 exons. Bases 341 to 5263 code for a protein of 1640 amino acids. Gene Ontology annotation, biological process: transmembrane transport; lipid transport. The record is from RefSeq and is a predicted model, not a curated record. Gene Ontology annotation, molecular function: ATP hydrolysis activity; ABC-type transporter activity; ATP binding. Gene Ontology annotation, cellular component: intracellular membrane-bounded organelle; membrane. NCBI's taxonomy places the organism in Eukaryota, Metazoa, Arthropoda, Insecta, Lepidoptera, Pieridae.
CCUACACUAUAGUGUUUAUUAGAAUUUCAGUCUUCAGACUUCAGAGAACAUUUUAAAUUCUGAUCCGCACUUAAAUAAUAAUUAUAUUUUACUUUAAUCCAUAACUGAAUGUGCCGUAUGAACUACUUCAUAAAGCGUAUAUAUUAAAGUUUAUAAAAGUUUGAAAUAAAACUUAGUAACGGAAGUGGUAUUAGUGGGAUGUAAAAACAAUAUCCAACUUAAUUUCCUUUUGAACAAUGGGCUCGGUUAAACCGUAAACAUUGUUGCUGUGAAUGCGAAGUGUAAUGUAACGUUGAAUCAUAAGUAUAUUGCGCGGUAAUAUAAACGUAAAUCAAUAAAAAUGCGUGGUGCGUUAUGGGUGCUUAUGUACAAGCACCUGGUAGUUCGGAUAAGACGAUUCAUACAAACACCUAUUGAACUAGCAUCACCUAUAGUAUUCUUCGUAAUACUAUAUUUGUUUAAGGACAAAAUAAAUCCUGUGCCUAAAUUUCAUGCUUUGGAUGGAUGGAACAUUCACAACACAGAGCCAUUGUUCUUAGACAAAAUAAAGGGACCUGCAACUAUUUAUUAUUUCCCUGAAACUGAUUUAACCACCUUGCUAAUGGAAAGGGUCACAGACAGAAUGGGUAUGCAAAAACAGAAGUUGCAUUCGGUUGAUAGAAUCAACAAAGGUUACAUCCCACUGUUAGAUGAAGUGCAAAUCACACAAAUUUCCUCGCAAAUGACCUAUCAUGAUGCCCUUGUGGUUUUUCAGAACAUCAGUGGAACAUGGCCGGAGAAACUGAAUUAUACGAUUCGUAUGAAGAACGAUUUCAAGACGAACUCAUACGCGGCAGCAGACGGUGGCUUGGGAACGCACGAGAAUUUCGGAUCAAUUUACGAACCGUUUCUUCGCUUGCAAUGGACAAUUGAUACAACCUAUUUGCAGCUUUUAACUGGAAAUGAUAUAACGCAGCGAGUCUCCAUCCAAGAGUUCCCAUACGCGGAAGCCACAGAGAACCACACGAUAGCGCUAAUCGGCCAACUGUUGGGCUUCCUCUGCUGGAUAUCGCUCCUGCUGGUGUUCGUGUUCCUCAUGUCCAGGCUGUUGGAGGAGAGAACCACGGGGAUACAGGAGCUCAUAAAGAUGGUGGGGGUGUCGUCAAACCUGCUCAGCGUAUCGCACUUCCUGAACGUGCUCCCCGUGGGCGUGGUGUUCAGUGUGGUUGGUGCAGCGCUGCUGACCUCGUCCCCCAACGCGCUGAUACCGAAUUCGAGUCCCGUGCUCAUCCCGAUGAUGAUGUUCCUGUACUUCGUCAGCGUUGUCGCUAUGGCGUUCGCGUGCAGUUUCUUGGUGAAGAAUCCACAAUACAUAGUGUCGCUGUCGACGUUCGCGUACGUGUCGCUGUGGAUCCCGGUGCGGCUGCUGGAGGGGCGCGCGCUGGCGCGGCCGCUGGCGCCCUUCGCCGCGCUGCUGCCGCACGCGCCCAUGCACUGCUUCUGGAGCGAGAUGGUCGCGCUCGAGCAGUACGGACUCGGUAUAACGUUCGCCAACAUGGCCACCACUCACAGCGAGAACUGUAUAUCUGUGCUCGCCUGUUUAGUAUUUCUGAUUCUCCAAUCGGCCAUAUUCUUCACGCUGGCGCUUUAUUUGUCCCUGGUUAAUCCCGGGCCGUAUGGACAAUCGUUACCGUGGAAUUUCUUCUGCCAAAAACAGUACUGGAGCAAGCGGCAAGUGGUGCCGGAUGCUGACGUAGAAGAGUUAGAGGAGAUGAGCGACGAGAGAGACGCUCUCUUCUUUGAGCAGCCGCCCAAGGACAUGGAGGUUGGCAUCAAAAUCGUCAACGUGUCUAAGGUGUUUCCCAAAACCAGAGCAUUGAACAAUGUGACCCUGGACGUGUACAAAGGUGAGAUAACCGUGCUGCUCGGCCACAACGGCGCUGGCAAAACUACGCUUAUGUCUAUUAUCACAGGAAUGCUCAGUCCCACUGAAGGCAAAGUCUACGUGGAGGGGUUGGACACUUGCACCCAGCGGGACGAGAUGCGCCAACACCUGGGCUUGUGUCCGCAACACAAUCUGUUCUUCCCGGACCUCACUGUGUUGGAGCACGUCAUGUUCUUUACUAUGUUAAAGGGCAGUGGAUAUAUGGAAGCCAAGUCCUCUUCCCUAAAACUGCUCGACCACCUGGGUCUGGGGGGUAAAAUUAACGAGCAAAGUGGGGCUCUCUCAGGGGGUAUGAAGAGGCGGCUUCAGCUCGCGUGUGCGCUGGCUGGAGACGCGCGCCUGCUGGUGUUGGACGAGCCCACUGCUGGGCUGGAUGUGGAGUCCAGGAGACAGCUAUGGGACCUUCUGGCUUCGCUGCGCGGGUCCCGCACGGUGCUGCUGAGCACGCACUUCAUGGAGGAGGCGGACGCGCUGGGCGACCGCGUGGCCGCGCUGCACGCCGGCCGCCUGCGCUGCCACGCCACCACCAUGCGCCUCAAGCGCGCGCUCGGUUCCGGCUACCGCCUCUCCUUCACCACAGUGGGUCUCCCGAACGAGCCGGCCAUCACAGCGGCGAUACAAUCGAAGGUGCCGGACGCGUCCGUGAAGGAGUCCUCUCUCAACUCUAUCUCUUACAACCUGCCAGCGAACAGCAGCAAUAAGUUCCCAGAGAUGUUCACUAUGCUGGAAAUGAAUAGGCCCGAAUUGGGUAUAGACUCCAUUGGCGUUGGGAAAUCUACGUUGGAAGAAGUUUUCUUAAAGCUAUGCAGUGAUGUAACUACCAAUUUCACAGACGACGCAGUGGAUGGACAGUCUGAAGAGCCAACUUACCAAAAAUUAUCUGGAAUGCCACUAUAUUGGAGACAAUUUCGCGUGCUGUUUGUGAGGCAGAUGAAAUAUGUAUGGUCGAAGAAAUUUUCCUUCUUGAUAUUGCAACUAUUUCUACCGAUCCUCAUGAUAUGCCUGUUCACGGGGUCCUCCAAUGAGGAGGAAGCGCCCCCCGACGACAGCCCCCAGGCGCCCAUGAACCUGGAUCUGUUCCGGGAGGUGUGGGAGCCGAGGGUGCUGUAUCGUGUCAACCAGACAAGCUUAAGGGCGAUCAGUGAUGCAUACCCGAAGGUUGAUUUCGAAAGUGCUGAUGAUGUAGCAAAUAAUAUUUUGCGGAUUAGCAAACGAGACCAACUGGAGUAUAAUAAAUAUUUAGUAGGAGUGGAACUAAAUGAUACUGAUGCUAAGGUGUUAUUCACGACGCGUAUCCGGCACGCAGCGCCCGUAGCCAUGAACCUGCUGACCAACGUGCUCGCCAGCCAGCUGCUGCCCUGGGCCGACGGCACUACCCUCACCACGAUGAACUAUCCGCUGCUGCUCAAAAAAUCGACUAUCCGCCAGGAUAUGAUCGAGCCUAAGACCACCAUCAUGGCGGUCAUGUGGGCCAGCUGUAUUGUCUUCAUUAUUCUAGCAACGGCAAUAAUGAGCGUCUCCCUGCCAUGCAAAGAGCGCGCAACGGGCACGAGACACCUGCACAUAAUGGCGGGCGCUUCGCCCGCGCUCUACUGGCUGGCAACUCUAUUGGCGCACUCGAUACUGUACACGGUUGUAUUGGUGUUGCCAACACUGAUAACUGCGGUCAGCAUGGAAAAGGAGGGCACGAUUAAUCAACCGGACUUUCUUGGCACGCUUGCGCUAACUCUAGUUUGCGGCAUUGUGGCGUUCCUGAGCUUCAUGUACGCGAUCAGUUUCCACUUCGGCGAGAGAAGCGCCGGAGUUCUGUUAGCUGCUUCUGCUGUUAUUUUUGGUUUCCUAACACCGACAAUAAAAACGGCGUCGGAGAUAAUUUCCGAAACGGAGGCGAAGAGUUUCGGAGAUUACGUCCUGAUGCUGAUCAGCUACACGCUGCCGCCUCACGCGCUGACCACCGCCACCAUGAAGGGGGUGAAUGUUGCCAGGCUCAACGCGUAUUGCCAUCUCAAUAGGGACAGGUGUCCCAAUUUGUUUGUCUCGGAUAACGGGUUCGAUGUUAAGAAGUGCUGUGAAGAAAAUAUGAACCCCAGAUGUUAUUUCUGCUUCGACGGCUAUGCGCCCGCUGGAUACAUACUUGUCUUAUUCCUACAAUCCAUAUUUUAUAUGAGUAUAGUGGUAGCGACGGAGCUUGGUAUGUUCAAUUAUCUGUGCGACCGUCUGUUCAACAGCAAAUACAGCCCGACCAGCUCGGACGAUAUUGAUGAGAUUGUGCGCGCUGAAAAAGCGUAUGUCAGCAAGGCCAUUACGCUGCCAAAGAGGCAGAUCCAGGAUAUGAUGUUAGUCAACGACGUGCACAAGAAUUACGUACGAUUCUUGGGAAAGUCUUGCAACGCGGUGAAAGGGGUCAGCUUUUCGGUGAAAAAGGGUGAAUGCUUCGGUCUCCUGGGUGUGAACGGUGCGGGCAAAUCCACAACGUUCAAGAUGUUGACGGCGGCUGAGUGCGCAACGCGUGGGCAGAUCUUUGCUAAUGGAAAUCACUUGGGCAAAAUGCCCGGGCAGUACCUCAACUCGUUGGGUUACUGUCCGCAAUUCUCCGGAAUGGAUGAGUUCCUCACGGGCAGGGAAAACUUGGCGCUGCUGAUGACUCUGCGAGGUUUGAACGAUCACGAUACGGCGAAUGAAGCUCAGGCCUGGAUUGAUGUUGUGGGUCUGGCGAAGUACGCGGAGCGCGCGGUGGGCGGGUACUCGGGCGGGUGCGCGCGGCGGCUGGGCGCGGCCGCCUGCCUCAGCGGCGGCGCCGCGCUCGCGCUGCUGGACGAGCCCACCGCCGGCGUGGACGUGGCCGCGCGCCGCCGCGUGUGGGCCGCGCUGCGCCGCGCCGCGCGCACGCGCCGCCGCGCCGCCCUCAUCACCUCGCACAGCAUGGACGAGAUGGAGGCGCUGUGCUCGCGCAUCGCGAUAAUGUCCGGCGGGCGGGUGCGCGCGCUCGGCUCGGCGGCGGCGCUGCGCGCGCAGCACGCGGCCGGACACGCGCUCUGCCUCAAGCUCGCGCCCGCGACCGCGCUCGCCGCAGACGAAACGGACAGCUCGAAACCGGACGUAGUACAACUAAAGAGAACACUUCAAGAGAAGUUCAACUGCACACUGAAAGAUGAGCAUAAGACGAUGCUCCACUACCAUAUAAACGACACGCUACGAUAUAGCGAGCUAUUCACUGAGUUAGAAGCGCUCCGGGAGCAAUACCCCUCGCUGCUGGAGGACUACUCCGUCACGGAGACCACGCUGGAGGAGGUGUUCCUCUCCUUCGCGAAGGAACAGCAUCACGACUCCCCAGCUUAGGGAAUCCGGUAAAAACUUCUAGACGUUUCCAGAAGUUUAGUCUUUAUAUCGUUUGAAAUUAUUCUAGAACUUUUUGUGUUUAUAUGCGGUAGAACUUUAAAAAAAAGUAGUUGUUUGUAUAGAAUGGAACUUUCUAGAAUGUUGUUGCCACGGACCUUAUUGAAAAAAAAAUAAGAUUUUUUAUAGAUUGUUUUGUUGUAGUAUAUAUUGUAGAUAGUAUUGUUAAAUGAUUACAAAUGUAUUUAGAAAAAACUAAGUUAAUUUUCUAAAGUUUGGGUGUAUACAGGCUGAUUACAAAAAAUAAUGUUUGUUGUUUAAUUGUAUAGGUUUAAGUUGAGAACUAGAUUUGGACGUAUUAAAACUCUUAAAGUACUAACUAAUUUAUUUCGAGCACUGAUUCUGUGUGACUUUUUAAUUUUUGUUUAGAAAAUUGAAUCUCAGUUAUGAUACUUAUGCUCUUGAAAUGUGAAUAAAACUUCUGUCCAAAAAGUUUUAACUGGAAAUUUUGUUGCCAACUAUAUAUAAUAUGAAUUUAAUUUAUUAUUUAUUUGAAUUUAUUAGUUUUAUUAUAUCUCCUUAAAAGUAUUAAUCUUAUUAUAUUAUAUCAAGUUAAAGAACUUCGCAUGAAAUUUUAUAAAUACUAUUCGGUUUUACUUUAUUGUCUUAUUUUCGGAAAUAAAAUUAAAAGAAGGAUCGCGUCAAAGCGAAUCACUAGUUUUAAACAACGAUAAGUGCUUUUGAAUAAUCGUGUGCCUCUAAAUACGAUACCUUUAUAUUAAAUACCUUUUUAUAUAUUAUAAACUAAGUAAAUAAAUUAAAAUUUAAAAUUAACCUCACUUGAAUAUAGCUUUUGGUGUUGUGAUAGUCUACUGGUUAAUAUUAAUAAUGCAUUUUGUAUUUUCUAAUUGUUUAAAAUUGGUUGGGUCACUUUUUUAUACUGUAUAUUAUGAACGUAGCUUUAUAGUAAUUAAAAAUUUACAGCAUUGGAUAGAGAUUUUUGAAGUCCCUGUAAUCUUUGUAUACCAAGUAGAAUAAUAAAAUUGAAAUGUUUGUAUCAUUAAAAUUUCACUCAAAUUAUAAAUCAAUGAAGGGCCGAUGCUCAUUUAACAGAAGUUAUUACACGAACUAACAUCAUUCCAUUAGUUUAACUAUUCAUAUUGAAUUCGUUAUUGUUACACACCACUUAACAGUAUUUUUAUUCUACUCUUUAUGAAACAUAUUGUAAUAAUUACUCGAAACUAUGUAACUUAAUAACUAACUUCAUAUUUUAUGUUUAAAUUAGGCUUACGUCACAUUUUAAAAAUUGUGAAUCUGUAUGAAAUCCAAUAUUAUCACAAAUAAAUGACGUUGAUAAUUAAUUUAUUUGUUGUUUGCAUAAGAUAGUAUAAACUGUAAAUUGCAGUUUCAGUACAAAAACAUGUGUUAAUUUGUUUAUGUAAUAUAGAAUUUUUUUUUUGUAAUGUCUGUCCUACUUACGACUAAUGGGAAUUUUAAAGUGCCUAAUUCUGUUAGGGAGAUAAAAUUUCGGAUUCAAUGUUCAAAAUACUUUCUUAACAUAUGAGUAAUUUUGUAAGAUACUUGUAUGAUAAUAUAAUUCUUUUUAUAAUAAAUUCCCGGUUAAGCAUUUGGUAAGUCACUAACAGGCAACAAAAGAAAAGUUCAUCCCCUACAUAACCCUUAAAAAUAAGUAGUAUCUAUUAAGUAUUACUAAUAUUUUAUUUUUUAUUUUGUACAUGUUAAAGCACUACCCACAGAUAAUAUUUUUAAGGCUUUAGUGUAUAUACACUUAAAGCUAUACAUAAGUUAAGCGUAAUUAUGCACUUUUUAAUUGCACUGCCAUUUAUUUUAAUAAUUAGUUAUGUAUUGGUCUAACUAAUAAAUGAUAGGGGAAAAAGUAUUUGUUUAAAGUUACCACAUACUUUUACUCAUUAAACAAAACAAAGUUUGAACUUUAAUUUUUUUCUUGUAUCCUAGUUGUUUUUUUUUUUUAUCUUCAUUAUAUGUAAUCUUAUAUAAUAGAGAUAAAAUUGAUUACAGAUAAUUAAUAAAAUAUGCAAACUGUGAAUUAUUGUGAUAUGUACAACAGCAUUAAAGCUAAGCAAGCUAGUUAUGUUUUAGGAAACAAAACUCGAAGCAUCACAUAUUUAAAAUAUUUUUAAGAAGGAUUACUUUAUAUGUUAAUUCAUUGUAUAUUACUUAAAAUAUUGUCUUUAUUGUAUUAAAACUCUAAAAUUAAGUACUUAAGGUAUUGCAGCUUCUAUAAGUUGAUAGCAUACGUACUGAAAAUUGUAAAGACUGUAUUUAAUCUGCUUUCAAUAAAUAUAUAUGCUUGUA